This is a messenger RNA of Aspergillus clavatus NRRL 1, 7539 nucleotides long. RefSeq names its product putative ubiquitin C-terminal hydrolase. The record is from RefSeq and is a predicted model, not a curated record. Gene Ontology annotation, biological process: protein deubiquitination. Gene Ontology annotation, cellular component: cytosol; nucleus. The transcript has 13 exons. Gene Ontology annotation, molecular function: cysteine-type endopeptidase activity; cysteine-type deubiquitinase activity. The coding region runs from base 1 to 7539 and encodes 2512 amino acids. Lineage: Eukaryota; Fungi; Ascomycota; Eurotiomycetes; Eurotiales; Aspergillaceae.
AUGGCAGCUGCCCCGCUAGACAGCUCUAGCACCCCGCCUGACGCUACCCCAUCCAUCGAACCGACGCGUCCAAACGGUGAUCCCAUGGAAGAUCUCGAUCCUCAGUCCACUCGGAAACGUCCGCGUCUCGACAGCGGAAGUGGUGCCGUGGAGUCGUUGUCCAUCGACGACGCUGCUGUUUCUCGAAUGUCCGAGCCGACUGCCGCCGCUCCUGCCACGACCAGCUCGCCAAUCCGGAACGCGCCUGCGUUGACCCGUACCGCCAGCAGAGUGACUAUCAACGUGAGAUCCCCCACCUCCGAGAUCACGGCUCCCGACGCCAUGGAUGGAGCUGCGGAACAGCCUGGUGCUGCUCCCGACACCGACUCCACCAAAGUCAUAUCGGUAGACUCGACACCUGCCCAGAGCCCGGAGAUUGAGGUGGCCGAUCUGGAGGACAUGGACCAGGACCCCAAUAUGUCGACAUGGCGGUCGUUGGAGGAAGCGUUACGGGACCCGGUCACACCGGAGGUUGUCCAGCUCCAAGGGCAGUCGCCGCUGAGUGAAACCUUCCCCAAGCUCCGCGUGAAUGACGACCUGCGAGAAAACUUGGAGGAUAUCUGUACGAUCAUCGAGAAAGGGUCUGCGCAUGAUAUCAAUGUCUUCUUAGCUGUAAAGAGUUGGCUUGAUGACAUCGUACAUGAUCUCGGCCGGUUCACAUAUGAAACGUUCGCGAGCGACCGGGACUUUUGGGUUGACUUUCCUGCGCUGGUAGAGUCCCUGCUGCGUCGAGAGCAGCCUCUUGAACCAGAUGAGGGUCGUGGGAUCUGGUCUUGUCUGGAGGAAUUCCUGACCAACUUUGCUCGGCUCGGCUUCCGCCUGGUGCGUCUGGAUACUUUGAAGUUACAGCAACCGAUCGAAACAGAACCUCAACCUCCCGAACUGAUGUCGAGGACGUACAUACCCUCGUUAGGCUGGAUGAUGCAGUUACACAGCAUUCCCUUCUACCGCGCGAUGGAACGAGCCCACGGCGCCGGAAUCAUCAACCUUAUCGUUCAACUUAGCACCCAAAUCUCCACGCUUCCUGUCGAUACGAUCAAUCUCCUAUCGGAAUUUGCCGCCUCCCUCUUGACCAUUGUCACUAAGCCCCAAUGUUCACAGCUCGCUGUUGUCUUGGGUCCGACUCUGAUUAUUGUUCACAAUCUCGUGGAAACGAGCCUUGAGCGGCGUAAAAUUAGUGAGGAUGAGCUUGCGCUCGAGUCUGAGUCCCAUACUAACACCUUAAAUGCGGCGUACCGGUUCAAUCGACAGAUUGAUGACGCCUACCAAGCCCAUAUCGCAAAAAAGUCACCUUGGAUCACGAGCGAUACCAGUGAGCCAAUCCUCCGUCAUAUUUCAAGCGCCUAUCAUCUCAUAAGCCUUGAUCCGAGUUACACAGAGAGAAUCGCCAAAGAUCUCUCAAUCAAGCUUCCUGAUGAUCUAUCGCAAGAUGACAGGGCCUCGAUCAUCUAUCACGGCUGGAGAUUUGCAGUCUUGAAGAAGCAUAUCAUGGAUGGCCGCAUGGAACUUAGGGUCCAUGGCAUGGAGACUCUGCAAUCGGAUCUCGUUGCUGUCUGGCGUCGGCAUAUCCAGAACAAUCCGGCGGGGAACGAACAUCCUAUCGUUCGAUAUCUCGUCGAUUUGUUGAGGGAGCAUAAGAUUGUCGAUUACAUUGUCGGUAUCGACUCCCAUCCCCAGCUCAUCAGUCGAAGUGGGAACAUCAUCGGCUUCCUGGUUGUUACCUUUAGCUACGGCGACCUUGAUACAGAUACAAUAUGGAAGACGGUAACGGAGAGUCAAGACCCUCGAACGAUAUCGGAGGUCCUGGGCAUGCUUACGAGGACAUUUCAUAUGCAUGCAUCCUCCUCCCCAGCAUUAAUCUAUCUGUGCGCCAAACUGCUCGAAUUACCGUUGACUCGAUUCGAUGCGCGCAUGGUGGAGUUUUGUGAACAGCUUCUCUAUCAAGUACGCGAGAAACAAGCCGACAGAAGUCGUAAUGACAUGCUGGAUGAAUCUCACAUUGAUGCCGUCCCCUUACGGCUGUGUGUCCGCCUGAUCCGUGAGAGCGCCGCGAUUGAGGACGUCGCUCUCGAACAUAAAGCAUAUCUACAGCGGUUUGCGAGCUCGCAAUUAAGUUCGUUGAUCAAUGUUGGGUUAAAUGAAAUAGACAAGAUGGAAACAUAUGAGCGAUGCAUACAAGACAUUGCUGAGAUGAAUCAGUUCACCGUUGGGAGCAUCCAGGCUCUGAAUGCACUCCUUCCUGGUUAUGAUUCGCAGGAGAUUCGAAAGCUGACCACAGAGUUUGACCUCACGCGGUUGGUUAUUGCCGAACUAGUCCACAACGUGGAUAUGAGGCGAACGGAAUUCGGCGACUCGUUCUCUAAAACCGGGUUUAUCUCGCGAAUCCAACUUCUUGCUCGCAUCAUCGACAAAGUUCCUGACACCAUCACUUCGGACCUAGCUGAUGUUCUGUGGAGAAAGGUGUUCAUGUCAGAUACGCUGCUGGAUCAGGGCCGGCGCGCAGUGUGGGACAUGCUAUGCGAAAUCGUGAGACGCAGCGCAAAACGCAAUCCUUUCGUCGAACAGGUCAUUCAAAAAUACAUCCCAGAGCUAUGUCCAGAAGAGUACUGCCAUGAGUUGCUCGCCUUUGUGAAACAGGCUGUCAACUACGAGGUUCGUUUUAGUCCUCCCCCGAUGGCUGGGGAGAACGAGGUUGUCACGAUCCCGGGGAUGGAUCGCAUAUGGGAAUUCAUUUUGACUGCUCCACCCGACUCAAUCGAAACGGAGGCCACUCAUUUCGCUAUCGAGAUAUAUCUUGAUCACGCUGUCAUCAAACGCUCGCCACGGUCAGCUGUCGAGGCGACUCAUAUCGCUUUGGUGGAUCGAUGCGUCGAACAACUUAAGUCUGCUGCAGCAAAUCUCAAGUCGUUCUCUGGCACGGCCAUUGAUACUGAUGCCACGUCCGCAAAACAACCUAAAGAAAGUACGAACCGGUCAGACGAAUUGCGGUUCAGCCGAUCUCUUCUAUUUCUUCGCCAGUUGCUCCAAGGACUGCGAACUAGGCCGCAGUAUAGCCCGCUCCAAAACUCUCCGCCCAAUUUGCCUAGCCAUCCGGUGAAGGGCGAGUUGAUUGAAAUACGUUAUCAAACAUUUAGCGGCAGCGCCCAGUCUAAAGUUCGAACGUUACGGAUUGGUGAUCUGGCUACCGCCUCCGAAUUGGUAGAGAAGAUCGUCCAGCUCACGGGAUUUUCCAAGUUCAGUACAAUCUCAAGCGGACGGCGAAUUGACCUUCUUGAACAGCCCGCCGUCACAAUACGUGAGCUUAGAAUAGGGUCAGGGCUGCUACUAGUCCGAAAGGAUGACGACAGUCACGAGGUGACGUUGACAGGCCGACGCCCGUCACUGACUUCAGUUGAUUCGGAGGUGCUCAAGCAUUUUGACGACCUUUACGAUCUCCUCAGUCUCCACGACCGUCUGGCUCGAGAGAUAUAUGACUUUCUCGUUGUUUUCCCGCCUCAAGAGAAAGUGAUCCAGUGGGUGAAAUCUACAAAUGUGACCGAAGGAGAUAUCCUGCCGGCGGAUAAACCCUAUCGCCUCCUCUACGCCGUGAAUGCGCUCAGCAGUUGCCUGAGAGGGGAGGCAUUGGAGCCAUCUCCGGAUCGAGAAUUCGUGUCCCGCAGCAUCCAUAUCUUGGUUGCUGGUCUUACACGCCCCGAGAUGUUUAACUCUCUAGCAGAGAGUCCCAUCAAAAUCUUGCUUGCCGCAAGCCUUGUUGAUUGUCUACUCCACGCUCUCCUCGUAAUACCACCCGUUGCCGAUGGGUCCUUUACAAUUCCAAAGCCUGCUUUAGUAGUGCAGCAGCUACAUGCUUUGAUAGAUAUUGGACGAGCUGUUUCUCCAAAUUAUCUUCCUGGAAAUCGCAUCCACAGAUUGAUAUGCAACUCUUCUAGCAUUUUCACCGAGGCCUCCUUGCGAGACCCCAAGUUUUGGGAAGUUAUCAAGGAGCAUGCACAACUUGAUCAGAACCUUCUGUCCCUCUUGCUCUGCGAAAAGCGGUCGUCCAUCCGCAGAGAGAUAAUUGAGAAUAUCGCGGUCGCGUGUAGCCCGUCAAAGCUGCAGAAAAAGCUGACGAAGGCUGUGAAUGGCGAGACCCAAACUUCUUCGGACACCCAGGCCGCUGAAAAUCCUGUCAGGGUUGAUAUGUUGGCGACACUCUGGGGUGCUUUCGUGAAGAUCAUGCCGCAGACUUUGAGAUAUGCCGAGCAAUCCCAGGAAUUUUUCGAUAUCGCUCACUUGGUGUUCCACUCAAUUGCCGAACAGUCUCCAGGUGACCUUAUCUACGGCGAAUACCUGAAGCAGUGGAGUGGUAUCAUGCUGCGCCAUAAGACACAAGAGUUUGUCGGACGAGAGCCCGUGGACCCUCUGAUUCUGGGCUUUUGUCGACUUCUGAGAUCAUGCUUGGACCUGGCAGAUUCCAAUGGCAUGGAAAUAGACACAUUCGACCUCACUGAAAAGCUGAUUGACAAUUAUCUUUUCCCUAAUCUCUCCGAGGAGUCGAACAGUGCCAUCGUUCCUCAGGUCCCCGUCAUGCACACCCAAACACGCCAGGAGCUCUAUGGGAUCCUUAGUUUACUCAGCAAAGACAUUGAGAACUAUUGCAGGGUGGUCGAAAAUGUCAAGGACCUCAUUCCUGCGGACUAUACGUACACUCCUGGCUGGAGCUUUGACCGUCAUAAGAUGAUUCGCUCCCCAGAAGGUUAUGCCGGACUCAAGAAUCUUUCCAACACGUGUUAUCUGAAUUCCCUCCUUAGCCAGCUCUUCAUGAAUGUACGUUUCCGCGACUUCAUGCUGCAACUCCAUCUCUCGGAUCCAGAUGCCUCUCAACGGUUACUCGCCGAGACAAAGAAGGUCUUUGCUUACAUGCAAGAAACGUGGCUGAAGAGCGUGGAUCCUCAGGGCUUGGUUGAUACCAUUCGCACCUAUGAUAAUGAACCCAUUGACGUGACAAUACAGAUGGACGUGGACGAAUUUUACAACUUGUUAUUUGAUAGAUGGGAGGCACAGAUCUUGAAUUCCGAGGAUAAGAAGAAUUUUCGGUCUUUCUAUGGCGGUCAGCUCGUCCAGCAGAUCAAGUCGAAAGAGUGCCCUCAUAUCUCCGAGCGCCUAGAACCCUUUUCCGCCAUCCAAUGCGAUAUCAAGGGUAAUGCAAGCCUCGAGGAGAGUUUGCAGGCAUACGUCGAAGGAGAGAUUAUGCAAGGAGAUAACAAAUAUUCCUGUACAUCUUGUGGGCGCCAUGUCGAUGCUGUCAAGAGGGCUUGUUUGAAGGAAGUCCCCGACAACUUGAUCUUUCAUCUUAAGCGCUUUGACUUUGACAUGGUCACAAUGCUGAGAAGCAAGAUCAACGAUGAAUUUCGGUUUCCCGAGCACAUCGAUAUGAGCCCCUUCAAAGUUGAAUACCUGUCCGAUCAAACCUCGGAGGUUCAAGAGGACGUUUUUCAACUUGUCGGCGUCUUGGUCCAUAGCGGAACCGCCGAAUCAGGGCACUACUAUUCAUACAUCCGGGAAAGACCCGCUGCUGGCGCACGAGGCUCCUGGGUGGAGUUUAAUGAUUCGGAUGUAAGCAGGUUUGAGCAAUCUAAGAUUGCAGACCAAUGCUUCGGUGGUUACAAUGACUCAGGCCAAUCUGCCCAGAUGAAUCAAGUUCGAUUUAAUAAGGUGUGGAACGCUUAUAUGCUGUUCUAUCAGCGUGUCUCGAGCAUGGAGGCAGAAAGAUUGACAUACAAGCUUUGCCGUACUGAUCGACCAGUGCACGUCCCAUUACCGAUCUCGCUUGCAAACCACAUUGCGAUGGAAAACGAGCUCUUCAUACGGACUUACUGUCUAAUGGACCCGUAUCAUGUCUUUUUCGUCAGAUAUCUCCUUUCCCGGCUUCAUGAACUUGAGGAAUCGAACAUGACACCUAAAUUGGAUCAGGAUGUGAUAUUCAUCGCAUUGGACACCCUGGAACAAUUGCUGUCAAGAUCCCGAGAGCCUUUGGGGCUUGAUGUGAUUGUUUCGGAAAUUGUGAGAGCUAUCGAAGAGCUACCAAAAGGAGCCCACAGGGUUCUUGAGUGGGUUGUUGAGCGAUCCGCAGGCAUUCGCAAUCUCAUUCUGAGAAGUCCACAUGCAUCUGUCCGAGAAAGCUCGAUCAGAAUCAUUCUGCGUGCCCUUGAGAAACUUCGUGACUUGUGUGAUCAAACGGAAUCCGAUGAACGUGCCAAAGAAAGAUGGCAAAUGCGUUAUCUAGAUGGAUUCGAAAAUGUGGUUGCCACUCUGGAGCACUUGUGGCCCGUUCUGCAUACGGCACCUCGCUCAUGGGAUGAUUAUUUUGAGCUUCUAAUGUCCCUUCUCAACCUCGGUAACUACGAGGCUGAAACAAUCCUGAAUAGCGGAUUCCUGCUGAAGUGCUUAGAGAUUAUCUGGAUUGACCGAGAGGAUACGAAGAAAUUGCGACGUCAAUACCUGACCUAUAUCAAACUCCUCGAAAAGGGCAGAAAAUUCUCGCACAGGAAACUUAUGGAAUUCCUGGCGGCACUUCUGAGCAAAAUUGACCUCACCAUGGUCCCAACCGUGGAUGAUGAACGCCGCGCUCUACCUAAUGGAAAAUUCCCCCUUACUGUCACAGAGAAUGUUUUCGUCUGUUCUCUCGGGAGGGAGCAUGAGCUGUCACUGCUCAGAAGGGUUCUUCAACAAACCAGCAAUUCCAACGCAUCCAUGGAGAUUGUUGCGUUUUUCUUGGACUCGGAACCAGAGGCUGGCCUGAUGGAUUCGAUAUGCAAGGUCUUGGAGGAUGGACUUCGAGUCGAGCCUGCUGAGCUAUGUGCUCCGUAUCUGGAAGCGAGUCUGAUCUUCUGCCAAAGGAGCCCAGAAGAGGACAGAGUGAUGUUUUUGGUCGAUUUUGUUGCCAAAGGAGUUGACUCUAUCAACGAGAGUGGAGGAAGAGAGCAUCUUGCCUUCUUCACGGGCUUGCUCGCAAGCCGCAACGAACGACUUGGUCUUGAGAAGAAUUGGUUCCUGUCACAGGCUGUGGAAAAGAUACCAGAUUGGGCUCCAACAUUACUCAUCUACCCGGAUAGAACUGUCAGGAGCAUGACCUUGGCGCUUCUGCACCAGAUUCUGUUCAGCACGGAAGCAGAAGACAUGGAGCCUGAGUCUCAGGCACGUCAUGCUGAGAUUGCCAAAGAGCUCGUGCACAACAGUGUGGAGAAGCUGAGGAAGACAUUCCUAGCUGCACCCGGAAAUAACGUGGAAGGCAGAGUCAUAGAGAGCGUCAAAGCUGUCAUUGAUCAUUGCUUGGUUACGUACUUUGGCGACAGCGAGGAGGAUCAGGAAUUUGUUCGUCAAGCACAAGCGGUUAGCGCAGCCAUUGAUGAAUUAUCUGUAGAUAUGCCUGAAGAAUUAGCUUCCGCAUCUGCAGAUGAAUGGGAAGACAACUCUAUGCUACCAAGCGACUCGGAGAUGGGCGUGGCAGGAUCUCCAUGA